Messenger RNA from Trypanosoma brucei brucei TREU927, 543 nucleotides. RefSeq lists its product as hypothetical. The transcript has a single exon. The coding region runs from base 1 to 543 and encodes 180 amino acids. Lineage: Eukaryota; Euglenozoa; Kinetoplastea; Trypanosomatida; Trypanosomatidae. Gene Ontology annotation, cellular component: histone acetyltransferase complex. The record is from RefSeq and is a predicted model, not a curated record.
AUGUCCGGUAGGGGUCAUGGUCGGGGUAGAGGGGUAGCGGCGCCCCCAGGGAGCAAAAGGGAAGUAAAAGCCAGUUCCGCUCUUGCUGAGCCACAGGAGAACGGCACCGCGACGGCACAGUCGCAGUUGCAGUAUCUGCAGGCUCGUCGUGAAGCUAUAGAGAGGCAGUUAGAGGGGCUGGAUGUUUGCGUAUACGACCUUGAGACUACCUAUCUUCGGCACUAUGUAGAGCUCGGGGGCUGCCUUUUUGAUGGUUUUGGCCUGGAGCGGCAGCAACUGUGGUGUACCGCAACUGCAACUGCCACUGCAACCUCGACUUCUGCUAGCACUACCGCCAGCAGCUCAUCGUUGGGUACGGCUCUCGAUGCCAGAGUUGCCGCUUAUCGCGAGCGGUUGCACCGCUUCACGCCCAGUGAUCGAAUCUUUACCGCAUCAUCCGUUGGGGCUCUAGGGACUGUUGAGCGGGUGAAAACUCUUGAAGCCGCUCAGGAGGAGGCAGAGGCAACGAAGCGCACGCGUAAGCGGGCACGUGGGAAGGGAUAA